AUGUAUAUGUCUAAAAGGUAAUUGCACCACAAAACAAAUGACUGGAGAAAGAACCUCUAGCUUAAAAAGAAACUAAAAACUAUAAUUAGCAUAUUUCGGGUAAUUUGUCUUCAACAUUUUAUACUACCAAGCACACGGAAAAAGAUCAUAGGUUUCUGGAGCAAAAAAAAAAAAAAAUGUAAAUACGUGGAGCUGUUACUUGCAGGUCGCUGCCUGUUCACAGCGAGUGGUUGUCUCCCUUGUACACGCCCCUCUCUGCCGUUUGGGGCGCUGCGUUACGCGUGACGUCAUUGGAGAAACUCCAUCUUGAGCUUUGUGUUUACGAUCUUUUCUUAAUCUCUUUGUGCCAGAUGUUUUGAUUAAAGCACAAUUUAUAAUAACUAUCAACACGCCAAAGCCUUUCUUAUUUUCAACUCGAAGUGUAAGCCGAGUCAUCGAGCUAAAAAUAGCGACGGAAAAACCCUACCGGAUCCGUUGGCGUCGUGUCGCUGCGGCCCUGUGGUCCACGAGGGGACAAACAGGAUAAGAGAGAAAAACGGGGAUGAUGCGACUGAAACACAGCUUCAUACUGUCCCAGUUCCGGCUGACAUGGUCAAAGGUCAUUAAUUUAAACUAACGUACUCUAAACCGUAGAUGUACGUCACGAACUGUCAACAAGUGUGACCGUUGUAAAUGAGGCCAAGGUGGAGCGGAUUUCUGAAAAAGCCAAGCCAAGCAUGUCAAAAAAGUUCUCCAGCCUUAUGUGUGCUGUGUAUACCGCGCUCGCCAGUGCAGAAACCAAUUCUCAACACCAGACAACACGGAGUCAUUUGUAUGCAGCUCCGUGUUUCGUGUGAACUCUGAACUUUUGCGACUGAGUGCUGUUCACAGCAACACCAUGAUCUUGGACUGCGUUCACAGGUCUCGAGGAACGCUUCAUCACUGAGGGCAACAACACAAGAUGACCAGCAAGCAAAAGAGCUUUCGGUGGACGGAAGUGGAUGAUACACGCAGUCUACAAACCUGGAAUGGACUUUAUUCACGCAAGCGCCAUCUUGAAACCAGAACGAGGCCUCGUGUAGUGGCUACUGAAACUCAUCUAUGUAUUGACGGUCCCUGAUACUGAUGCUGCUUCUCGUGUAAAUAAACUGCAUGGAUGUCGGUCAGCUGCAGCUACAAGUGGACGGAGUCACGCGCUCGUUUGCUGAAUGGAGCGCCCACUACGCCGACACCUACUACCCGAGGCUGGGGGAGCAGUGCUACCGGGUGCCGGCACAGCACUUCAACGAACAGAAACUUGUAUCCAACGAAUCGUUCAGGGGCGUUGAGCUAGGUGUACCUGUGGGUAUAGUAUUUUGAAAGGCCAAUUUUUUAUUUGCUCUCCAUACUGGGUAUUGUUUCUUUCUUCUCCAUCUACCCCACCACCACCCACCACCCACCACCCAAAAAAAUUACGCCUUUAUGUCACUCCAUUAAAAGAAAUUUAAAUAUUACGAAAAGAUAAAAAUAUAUUUAUUAUUCAAGGGCUGUGGCAAAUGGCUUGACUACAACUGAGAGAACUCUUUGCUUCAAAAUGUUGUUACGCUUUGGGACACUUGUACGUCAUUCUGUUUCUGUCUUUUCUCCCUCGUGCACAUCAAUGGCCGUAUAUUUCAUAAGGCUUUUUAAUAAUGUAGUGGAAAUUUUGUUGUUACUUCUGCUAUCUCUCUAUUAUUAAAGGACCACAGCAAAUCCUUUGGGGACCUGGCUCACACCCUGGUGCUGGAAUACUUCGAGGAGGUUGGCCACAGACUACAAGCUAGAGGCAGCGGGCCUCUCUUCAUCAUCAGCAGCGUCAACUACGAAAACUACCUGGCCAAGCUGAAGAUACAUGAAAAAGGGAAGAAAAAGAUGACAGCAAAAGGGGCCAGAGGUGAUGAUUCCAGAAAAGAAAGAGACAAGAAAACGAUGAAAGACGAUGACGAGGCAAAUGUCGAAGUCGCACGACCUGGGGAGUCAGGUGUAGAGACCGGAAGUGAAGCACAAGAUGAGGCGAGUCCGUUGGCAGACUGGGUUGCGACGUCUGCUGUGGAAGAUGGCCAUAGAGUGAACGCUGACACUUGUUUAAAGCGGGAAGACAGCAAGAUGGCGGCUGUACAAGAAGCGUCAACCCGGGAGGCAGCCUCGAACACGAGCACUGAAAAGUCAAACUACUUGGAAUCCUCGGCUCAAGUCAGACAGGUGGACCAGUCUUUCCAGCAGCCAAGGCAGGUGGGUCAGUCUUGCAAGCAAACUGCUCUCCACUUGAACGAGUUUUCCCAACAGCCUUCCUUCUUGUUGGCCCGGGAUGAACCUGCGAGAAUCACAAGCAAUGGACAACUGGGCUGUUCACAAAGUUCGGCCAGUGCUGGGGACGAUGAGAGUACCUCUUGGGGUAGUUCACAACAAGAUGGUUUUGCGAAACAUUGCAGACCUAAUGAAGAAAACAAAAAAAGCAGAAGAAAAAAAAGGAAUCAAGGUAAGAGGGCCAACGUACAAGAGCCAGAAAAUCACGUGAAUUUAAGAGCAUCUGACAAGUGUGUAUAUGACAGGGCGGUUGGGUGUGAACACAGGACAGGACAAGUUGUUCACGGUCGUGGAGACUCUGUCUUGGCCACGACGGCGGCCGAUAAGCAGGUGAACGACAAUGGCGAUGAGAGGCUGGGCGGGAAUGUGGCAGAGAGGACGAGGGGGAGGCAGGAGAAGAAGUGAGGACACGCACAGAUGCCGUCAGAGCGGAAGAGGCGAUCAAGGUUUUGCCGCCGCGGCCCAGGGACAUGGGUGUCCAUUAUCAGAGAGGAGACAUUGAUGUCGUCCUCAUCAGCCAGCAGUAUGGCGUCGUGCUGGUCGAGGUGAAGUGCACUGGUGUGGGCGACAGCAAGUGGGCCGAAAGCGAGGAGGCUAGACUUGCAGGUCACCGGAAAGUCCCCAGCAAGGCCUCAAAACAACUCGAGCGUGCAAGGCACGUCUUCCGCUUCAUCACACCUGACAUCACUCCACCUCCAAGUAUCACCCUCGUCAUAGCUUUCCCCUUCAUCAGUCGUCGUCAGCUUCAGAAGAUCUUAUCGACCAGGAAAGGGAUGUACACGAGAGUAUCCACUUCUUGUGUGAAGACGAUUUGAAGAACCGGAAGUGGUCUAUGAGUCUAGGUAGCAAACUUGAUGAACUGUCCAGACAGCAGAUUGAAAACGAAGAUUUGAGUAAUACUGCGGAUGUAGAAUGUUACGAUUGUUCGUGGUGGGACAAAAACGUUACGAAGUGUACUCCAAGUCUUCCCCUGGACCACACGAAGAGCAUUGUCGGAAGAAUUUGUGGCCUUAUGUCGAUCGUGUCCGUGUGGACACAAACCACACCCCGGGUGGAGGUGAGGACGACUGGGCAGGCUGUCAGUGAGGUCGGGAGACGGGUGGCCGACAUCGUGCUGCUGCCGGAACAAGCCGCUUUGUUGGCCGACACCUCCUGCAACCGCGUCUGUCUGACCGGCCCCAUGGGCUCCGGCAAAACACUGCUGCUGCAGCUGAAAGGCCGCCAGUGGCUGGCCGAAGGCCGAAGGGUAGUGAUACUCAACGUGCGAACAAGUGGCCGCGGGAGAGCCGUCGGCUAUGCCUUAGAAGAAGCUAUUGUUAGACAGGAUGGUGAGAGCGCCUCCACGGGGACAGUGGAGAGACACGACCUGGCGAUCGCUGAAACAAGCUUGGAACAGCUGGCGGCCAGACUACAAGUGAGCGGGUCGGUGGAGGACAUUUGCUUCAUCCUAGACGAACUGACAAAGCAGACCUUCGACUUCGUACUGCAGCUGACUAGAAGGUACCCGGACUGCCAUGUGUGGUGCGUGGCCAUGUUCCUCCACUCCCCACUUCAAGGCUUUCGUCACUUCCGACUAGGCGAAGUCCUGCGGUCUCCACCAUCCGUGCAGCUGUUGCUCCGCGACCUGGACUUGAACCCUUACCAUCGCCACGCCUACACCACGCGCAGUGCUGCUCGGGGCCUGCCGUGCGACGGUCCUCCUAUUAUCCUCAUUCAGCAUCGCCUCCACGACCCUUCCACCCGCCCCCUUCACUGCCACCAGUGCGCCAUCGAGCUGGCCGAUAUCCUGCAGCACACGCUGGGCCUCGCCCUCAGGGUCAACGAUAGCGGGCCACAGAACAACUUGCCAAUGACAACGACGUCACGAAAGUCUAAGCCCUCAGCCGUCGAGGCGACUCCGUUGUCCUUUAGAGAUGUGCUGCUGCUGGUGGGGAUGCCUGUCGACGCCUACAGACCCGUAAGGGGCGGACACAUCCAGGCGGGGAAAGAGGAAGUUAAAAAGUUCUGCCGUCAUGUCCUGUCCAGCCCGUUCCUUACUGUUCUGAGGGAGCGAGGACUUCCGGUGAAGCCGGUGGUUGAUAACACGUCCAGGGAGAUCGCAAUUCCUUCCUCUGACGAGAUUAUUCUGACUGACGUCAUGGGUACCCACGGCCUGGAGCGGAAAGUGGUUUUUUUCCUGCCUGGGGGCCGCCUGUACGAAGACAUGGGCCGAAUUACUGACACACAGAUACAAGCAGACGACCAGUGCGUGUUGGACGACAUGCUUGGGGGGAUGAUGGUGGCAGCCUCACCAGACCCAGCAUCUCCCUUCCAGGUGUCUUCCGAAUCGUGGCCUCACAGAGGAGGCAACACCAACAGCAACGCAGCGGCAGUCCGCGUUCGUUUGGGAAUGGAGGUCAGAGGUGACUCGCCUGCGCUAACGUCAUUGGCGGCCCAAGACCAGACGCGGACGGACGCUGCCAUCUUGGUUCCUGACGUCACGGACGAAGUAUCAAGGAGGACGGAGGAGGUGGAGCGGCUGCGCGAGGCCCUGGACUGUCUGUCGAUGGACGACCAGGACUGGCUGUUCAUUGCUGCCGCUCGCUGUGUGGCCCAGUUCAUCUUCGUCGUGCCUUGUCCAGAAAGGUGAAGGCCAUACACAGUCUCUAACCUCGCUCACCACGAGUGUCAUGGUCAUGGUCAGCGGCCAUGUUUUAAGCUUUAAAGAGACAUCUGUUAUAAAAUAAAAAAUUUAUGACAUAACAGUGACAAUAUUUUCUUAUGUUAACCUGAACUCCAAAAAAUCGUGUGAUAUUUCUAAUUCCUAAUUUAUUAAUUUACUUCUCUACCUUCACCUCUCAUUGAUGGCCCUCAUUUCACAGUGAAGUUGGCACAUAAUCGUAGACACGUCGGGAAAGGGGCAAUAACUUUUCAUGGCUUUCUACAACCUAACCACAUGGGGAUUAGCUCCCCUGAGUCAAUCCCUCCUUGGACAUCGGCAAAAAAAAAUGUUACUUUCCCCUCAGCAAUACACCAUCAUUAAUUAAUAAUGUAUAAUAAUAUCUAAAGCACUUUUUAUAACCCAUUGCUCCGUUUGGUUGUGAGCUUAAUGCAAUUGGACAAAAGAGUAAUGAGAAACUAAUACAUUACAGCUCUGUGUAUAUAGCUUUCGUACCUCCGUUUCGUCGAUUGCUUUAAACCGACGGGAGGUAAUUUGGAGUAUUGACUGUGUUCCAGAAGUUAACGCGAGAAAAUUCAUUUCUAAGUAGUUCUGAAAUAUUUAGGGGCCACAGGAGCAGACCCUACCGGCCUAUUUGGCUUGUAGAGUUUCAGCAUAUCAGCGGUAUCCUAGCCAGACCAUGAAUUCAGCUAGUAAUAGCACAGCAUGGCCACUUUAUACUCGAGACGAGCCUGAGCUGGCAGCCAUUGCAGUACAUGGAGGAGCAGUCUAUGCUGUAUAUGCGUAGACAUCACUUUUCUUUUUUUGGUGAAGGCAACGGUUACAGAUGUUUGGUUGUCUGAUCCAGCAGUCUAGAGGAAGAUGCAUUUACAGACUAAAUCGAUGCUGUUCUUUAGGAAAUGGUGCAUCGAUGCUUAAACAAAGUUUUUCUGGUUGUAAAAAUCUUGUACUUGUCAAGAUUAAUUUCCUGCACUUGGAUUUCAUUAGUAUUCUGCCCUAAUAUGUAGUUGUUUUUUUUUUUUUUUUCGUUGUUGUUUUUUUGUUGGGUUGUAUUGCGUUUAAUGUGAUCUGGUAUCAGCCAAUUUAAUGCUAAAACAAAAAGCGUACAUCCAAUCAGUAAUGCAUCUUUAUUGCAUGUGUGUUUUUUUAAUGGACAACAAAUACUAUUUAACAAACAUACAACCCACUUACACUUCAAAGGGCUUUUACAAGAAAUUGAUGAAAAAAACUGAAAACUGUAAAAAAUUAGUCCAUAAUGUCAAAAACA
Messenger RNA from Pomacea canaliculata, 6230 nucleotides. RefSeq lists its product as uncharacterized. Bases 3137 to 4933 code for a protein of 598 amino acids. The record is from RefSeq and is a predicted model, not a curated record. The transcript is spliced from 6 exons. NCBI's taxonomy places the organism in Eukaryota, Metazoa, Mollusca, Gastropoda, Architaenioglossa, Ampullariidae.